This is a messenger RNA of Dromaius novaehollandiae (emu), 1969 nucleotides long. RefSeq names its product TIMELESS interacting protein (gene TIPIN). The transcript has 8 exons. The record is from RefSeq and is a predicted model, not a curated record. Gene Ontology annotation, biological process: replication fork arrest; DNA replication checkpoint signaling; replication fork processing. Gene Ontology annotation, cellular component: replication fork protection complex; nucleus. The coding region runs from base 638 to 1486 and encodes 282 amino acids. Gene Ontology annotation, molecular function: DNA binding. Lineage: Eukaryota; Metazoa; Chordata; Aves; Casuariiformes; Dromaiidae.
GGCUGAGAGCUCGCGAGACGGGCGGCUCUCGCGGUGCCUCCCUCCGCUCCGGCGCGGCACCGCAGCGGGGCGCGGCGCCGGGGCAGGAAGCGGCGGCAGCAGGUGCGGGCGCCUCCCGCUCGGGCCCCUCGUGUAGGUGGGCGAGAGGCGCCGGCCUCUUUCUCCUUCUGAGAAGGGAGGCGCGGAGCUGUCUCACCGCCCUCCCCGCCGGUGGAAGGGAGCCGAGCCGGCGGGACCCCCCCUCUCCCCGGCGCUCUGCCCCUGGCGCCCCGAGCCGCCCCUGAGGGGAGCGGGGCCUCGGCGGCGCCCGGCCCUCGAAACCCUCACGAGCGCCCUCUCCGCCCCGCUUCAGUCUGCGCCCCGUGACGGUUUCGCAGCCCGGAGGUAGGGAGCUCGCCGGAGGCCGGUGCCGGCGGAGCUGCGUGGGCUCUCCCGUCGCUAAAGCCGCUCCGGAGACAACUUUCUCUUAAAACGCGGGCUGCUCCCGACGCCCUGUCUGUGGCGAGACUGGGUCGUCGUAAGCCCGGGUGGGCUGGUGUGCCACAGUCUGGAAUUAGCUGUGCUAAAGCGACCGGGAAAAGGGAAUCCUUGUGCAGACUGCAUUUCUGAGUGGGAGAAAAAAAGUUAAUCUGUGGCAAUGAUAGAUCCUUUAGAGAACAACUUGUUUGAUCUUCCUGAUUAUGAGAAUACAGAAGAUGAAACAUUUCCGCCUCUUCCACCUCCUACCUCUCCAGGAAAAGAUGAUGCUGAAUGGGCUGUAGCUAAUGGAGAACCAGAUGGUAACCAGCAGUCACAAACGAAGGAUUCUUCUGUGACUACACGGAAAGCAGUUAGAAGACCAAUACCUAAACUAGAUGCCCAUAGGUUAGUUUCUGAAAGAGGACUUCCUGCCUUAAGACACAUAUUUGACAACACAAAAUUCAAGGGUAAGGGCCAUGAGGCAGAGGACCUGAAGACACUUAUACGGCAUAUGGAACAUUGGGCUCAUAGAUUAUUUCCAAAAUUGCAAUUUGAUGAUUUUAUUGACAGAGUAGAGUCUUUGGGAAACAAAAAGGAAGUUCAGACCUGUCUAAAGCGGAUUAGACUUGAUCUUCCUAUUUUGCAUGAAGACUUCAAAAAUAAUGAAGAUGGUGGAGGGGAAAGCAAUGGGCUGGAUAUAGCCAGUGAAGACAUAUGUUCCAGCUCUGGAAAUGUAAGAGAAGAAUUGGAUUCUCCCUCUGGUACAACUCUCACAGAAGAGCAACAACAGCGAAUCAAAAAGAACAGGCAACUAGCCUUGGAACGCAGACAAGCAAAGAUGCAGUGUAACAGCCAGGCACAACAAAGUGAGCUCUCUGCUAGUUACCCAGAAGAGGUGUUUAAUACCACAGCUCCUCAGAAUCUGGCUGACCUUAUAGAAGACACUCAAGUUACUGCAACCAAGUUUGCUGUUGCAGAUGCUGAGGACAGAGAUAUAGAACUGGAACACACCAGUGAAAAGCAAUAACCUUUCCACGUACUUUGAAUGACUUCCUUAACACAAAGAUCCCAACAUUACAAGUUCUAGCAUUAUAUGCAAAAGUCACCAGCUAUUUCCACUCUGACUCUGGAAGCUGUAUGGAAGUCUUGAUGUCUGUACAGUUGGACAGAAUUUCAUUCUCUUGUGUGAGAACAAGCAACUCCAUACAUUGGGAAACAGAACAGAAAUAGAUUUGAGACAGCUGAGAUUUCUUCUUUGGCAGUGACAUUCUUUGGGAAAUGUUACUGAUGCAAGGUUUUAUGACCUGAAUCUCUGAGUCUUUUUUACUGUUGAUGUAAAAGUGAAUUAACUGGCGUGUUGACAGAUCAGGUUUAUAUUCAAGGUUUUUAAAUAGAGGAUAGUGCUGUGUAUGAACCAGAUGUUCUGCAUUUUGUAAUUCACUUAUCAAAUACCUGUAUCUUAUUCUUAUAAAAUGGAAGCUAUUAAAGUUCAGAAAUCAAACCUGAAAAA